AUGGACCGCGUCGAGGGCGCACUCACCCUGGCGCGCUUGCGCGACGCCUGCCCAUGCCCGCGCUGCAUCCACCCCUCUACGCGCCAAAAGACGCACACAUCGGGCGAGGCCGCGCGCGAGGUCGCUUCCCUAACAGACGUCGCCGCCCGCGUGGGCCAGCAGGAGGGCGUUGCAGGCCUCUUCAUGCAGUGGGGCGAGCACGAGGGAUUCUACCCCAUCGGCUUGAUUCGUCGCCUCCUCUCCGGCCGCGUCCGCGGCACAUCUUACAUCGAGAACACGCUGCAGCGGAAGCUGUGGGACCGGGACACGCUUGUGCGUGACGCCAAGAGCUUCUACACCGAAUAUAAUGACUUGCAUGCCGGCAAGCCCGGGGAGAAGCUUGAGGCGCGCCCCGAGGCACUCCUCCGCCUUCUCGAGCAACUGCAGGUGUAUGGUCUCGCUGUUGUGCGCGGCCUGCCCACCAACAAGACGGGUAACAAGGACUGUGCCCUUCGCGAGCUGGCAGAGAGCGUGGGGCUACUCCGCAACACUUUCUACGGCGAGACGUGGGACGUGCGUAACGUGCCAAACUCGAAGAACGUUGCGUACACCAACCUCAACCUCGGCCUGCACGUGGACCUCCUCUACUUUGCGCUCCCGCCUCGCUUCCAGCUCUUGCAUGCGCUCCGCAACCGGGUUGUCGGGGGCGAGUCGUACUUUGUCGACUCGUUCGCGGCCGCUCAGCAGCUCAAAGCCGAGCGCCCCGACCUCUACGCGUCCCUCCAGCGCAACAUCAUCGAGUACGAGUACGACAACGACGGCCACUACCUCUCGUAUCAGCACGCCGUACUGCCGCCGCGCGACCUGACUGCGCCGGGCCUGCACUCUGCCAUUAACUGGAGCCCCCCGUUCCAGGCGCCGGCGGUGCAGCGGCCCGUGGACGCGUCUGGCGCUGUCACAAUGCAGGCCGAGGCCGAGUUCUACGAGGCGUGCGACGCGUUCCAAGCGGCGCUGGACGACCCGAAGUUCCGGCACGAGUUCCUUCUGCGCGAGGGCGAGUGUGUGCUCUUCGACAACCAGCGUGUGCUGCAUGCGCGCACGGCGUUCCGCGACAAGACGGAGGAGGAGAUUAUGCGCGACGGCACCAUCCUUGUGCCGGGGGAGAGCACGCGCUGGCUUAAGGGGUGUUACCUUGAUGGGUCGACGGUGUGGGACAAGCUUGCGGUGCUGAAUGAGCAGGUGCGCGGGAAGCAGAGCAUCUAA
Messenger RNA from Cutaneotrichosporon oleaginosum, 1242 nucleotides. RefSeq lists its product as uncharacterized. Gene Ontology annotation, molecular function: oxidoreductase activity. Lineage: Eukaryota; Fungi; Basidiomycota; Tremellomycetes; Trichosporonales; Trichosporonaceae. Gene Ontology annotation, biological process: carnitine biosynthetic process. Gene Ontology annotation, cellular component: mitochondrion. The record is from RefSeq and is a predicted model, not a curated record.